Hydractinia symbiolongicarpus is the source of this 1254-nucleotide messenger RNA. Its product is annotated as 9,11-endoperoxide prostaglandin H2 reductase-like. The transcript is spliced from 2 exons. Gene Ontology annotation, molecular function: oxidoreductase activity. The record is from RefSeq and is a predicted model, not a curated record. NCBI's taxonomy places the organism in Eukaryota, Metazoa, Cnidaria, Hydrozoa, Anthoathecata, Hydractiniidae. The coding region runs from base 141 to 992 and encodes 283 amino acids.
CUAAUUUUUUAACUCCGAUAACAGCGACAAGAAAUGCGAUUGGAAACAUCGCACAGCUCCCUUGUAUCUCAAGUUUUCCAAAAAAAGAUUUGCAGCUAUGACUUUUAUUGCUAGUUUUCUUCUUUAAUAGAAUUUUAAAAAUGGACAUAAAUAGUGUAUCACAGCGAAUUAAUUUAUCAGAUGGUAACAGUAUGCCAUUGUUUGGGUUUGGAUGCUGGAACUUAGCUCCUAAAAAAGUGUUAGUGGCUCUCGAGUCCGCUGUGAAAAAUGGCUAUUGUUUAUUUGAUACCGCUGAAAUGUACAAGAAUGAAGAAAUGAUUGGAAAAGCUCUGAAAAACUCAACAUUGUCACGUGACCAGUAUUUUGUUGUGACGAAAUUAUUGCCAAGCAAGCAUGGAUAUAAUGAAGCAAAGUCGGGUUUACGAGAGAGUUUAACUCGCCUAGGUCUUGAUUAUGUGGACUUGUUUUUAAUACAUUCACCACAUGGAGGAAAGAAUAUCGAGACAUGGAAAGCUUUUGUUGAGUUGAAACAGGAAGGAUUGACCAAAAGCAUUGGUGUUUCGAAUUUUAAUGUUCAACACUUGAAAGGUUUAAUGGCAAGUGGGAUGGAGAGCCCGGCUGUCAAUCAAAUUGAACUUCAUCCUUGGUACAUUCCGGAAAACUGUGUUGAAUACUGUCGAAAGCAUAGUAUAGCUGUCAUGGGUUACUGUCCCUUAGCCAGAGCACGUCUAUUCGAGGAUGGCAAAUAUGACAUCAUAGAUAAUCUUAGCAAAAAACAUCAGAAAACAAAAGCACAACUUCUUUUAAGAUGGGCUUUACAAAGAGAAUUUAUCACUAUACCAAAAUCAGCAAAUCCAGAAAGAAUUAAAGAGAACAGUGAAAUCUUCGACUUCGUUUUGUCUGAAGAUGAUAUGAAUUUGAUGAGUCAGCUAAAUCAGGAGCUUCAUAUCGCCAAAUGUUCAAGUGUCAUGAACGAACAUUGGACUGGGUGAACAGAAUGUCAACAAUGCUUUGAAUAACACGAAGACUAAUCGGUAUGCGACCAAAACAAAACAUAUUUCUACAAUUAUAAUAUUGCUUUUUAAAUGAAAUAUUUACUUGAAGAAAAUAAGAUAAAUUUUAAACUUAUUUUCACAACGCAGAUGUAUGCAUAGAGAUAUCUCUGUGUUGGUAUUUCAUGAAUUCUUGUUUUAUGGAAAACAUUUAGUGUAUAUUUGUUCAUUCUGUAGAAGUUAUAAUGAAUCGAUUUACAAG